AGACCCCGGGCAGGCCAGGGACAAGUCAGUAAACCAUGGAGAACUCUGUGCUAUUUUGGGUGACAAAUCUGAUAGUCAACAGCCUUCUCUUGGUGUCAGGCAAGUCUUGUUUUCAAAUGUGUGUUAGCUGCUCUUGUGGCCUACUUGACACAUCACUCUUUUGUCCUUAAGUUCAAAGAGUCCACGAAGUUUUAUAAAAUAGUUUCUUUGAAAUAAAUGAAACAAAACAAAAAAUGCACAGAAUAUACCUUUUUACAAAUUUGUAUGUAAAUGUUUUUUUAACCUCUUCUAUGAUGAUUGAUUCUAUGGUUUAUGAUAUUUAUUUCCAUAAGUUUUAAUGUUUGUUUGUUUUUGUUUUUUGGUUAGGGUUUAUGUGUUUUUGUUUUUUGGUUAGGGUUUAUGUGUUUUUGUUUUUUGGUUAGGGUUUAUGUGUUUUUGUUUUUUUGGUUAGGGUUUAUGUGUUUUUGUAGUUGGGUUAGUUUGUUUACUUUUUAAAUUUUAUAUAUAUUAUAGUGUACGGGGUGGGGCUGGGGAGGGGUAAAUGAUAAUAAUAAAUAUUGCUCUUCAUAUUAAAUAAACUUAUUUAUGAAGAAAACAUUUCAACAACCCCCCCCCCCAUUUUCCCUUGACGCUACUCAUCAAAGCAAUCAAUAUUUAAUUUACUUAUUAAAAGAAAGACAUUUCACAAUUAUUUAUCUUUUAGGGACCACAUUCCCAUGUAUCAACCAGGAACCCAUACAAGAAACAGCAUAUGUUGGCGCUUAUGAGGUGCACUUUCCUAGCAGCAUGUAAGUCUGGCAACGUUUACAGCAUUUUAUGAUGACUUGAUUCAGUCGGGGGAUUCAUAUAAAGUCAUAUUAUGGGCCCACUCAUACACGUCAAAUGUUAAUAUUUUUAUAAUUUUUAUUAAAGGUUCUCACGUAUUUCUGCUGAAGGCCAAAUUAAACACAGGAUGAGCUUCUCCGAUUUAUCUAAAAUUCCGUUGCCUUAACACCUGGGGUCCUAGAGAGUUUCCACCUUUAUGAAUCAGGUGUUGGUCUAGCAUGGUGACAGCUUUAUGAAUCAGGUGUUGGUCUAGCAUGGUGACAGCUUUAUGAAUCAGGUGUUGGUCUAACAUGGGACAGCUUUAUGAAUCAGGUGUUGGUCUAACAUGGGACAGCUUUAUGAAUCAGGUGUUGGUCUAACAUGGGACAGCUUUAUGAAUCAGCUUUUGGUCUAGCAGGGUGACAGCUUUAUGAAUAAGGUGUUGGUCUAGCAUGGUGACAGCUUUGUGAAUCAGGUGUUGGUCUAACAUGGGACAGCUUUAUGAAUCAGGUGUUGGUCUAACAUGGGACAGCUUUAUGACUCAUGUGUUGGUCUAGCAUGGGACAGCUUUAUGACUCAGGUGUUGGUCUAGCAUGGUGACAGCUUUAUGGCUCAAGUGUUGAUCAAACAUGGGACAGCUUUAUGAAUCAGGUGUUGGUCUAGCAUGGUGACAGCUUUAUGGCUCAUGUGUUGAUCUAACAUGGGGCAGCUUUAUGACUCAGGUGUUGGUCUAGCAUGGUGACAGCUUUAUGGCUCAUGUGUUGGUCUACCAUGGGACAGUUUUAUGAAUCAGGUGUUGGUCUAACAUGGGACAGCUUUAUGAAUCAGGUGUUGGUGUAGCAUGGGAAAGCUGUAUGAAUCAGGUGUUGGUCUAGCAUGGUGACAGCGUUAUGGCUCAGGUGUUGGUCUAACAUGGGACAGCUUUAUGAAUCAGCUUUUGGUCUAGCAUGGGACUGCUUUGUGGCUCAGGUCUUGGUCUAGCAUGGUGAUAGCAUUAUGGCUCAGGUUUUGAUCUAACAUGGCACACCUUUAUGACUCAGGUGUUGGUCUAACAUGGGACAGCUUUAUGGCUCAGGUUUUGGUCUAGCAUUGGACAGCUUUAUGACUCAGGUGUAGGUCUAGCAUGGGAAAGCUUUAUGAAUCAGGUGUUAGUCUACCAUUGUGACAGCUUUAUGGCUCAGAUGUUGGUCUAACAUGGGACGGCGUUAUGAAUCUGGUGUUGUUCUAACAUGGGACAGCUUGAUGGAUCAGGUGUUGGUCUAGCAUGGGACAGCUUUAUGGCUCAGGUGAUGGUCUAACAUGGUGACAGCGUUAUGACUCAGGUGUUGGUCUAACAUGGGACAGCUAUAAUAUGGCUCAGGUGUUGGUCUAACAUGGGACAGCUUUAUUGUUCAGGUGUUGGUCUAACAUGGACAGCUUUAUGGCUCAGGGGUUGGUCUAGCAUGGGACAGCUUUAUGGCUCAGGUGUUGGUCUAGCAUGCGACAGCUUUAUGGCUCAGGGGUUGGUCUAACAUGGGACAGCUUUAUGGCUCAGGGGUUGGUCUAACAUGGGACAGCUUUAUGGCUCAGGGGUUGGUCUAACAUGGGACAGCUUUAUGGCUCAGGGGUUGGUCUAACAUGGGACAGCUUUAUGGCCCAGGUGUUGGUCUAACAUGGACAGCUUUAUGGCUCAGGGGUUGGUCUAACAUGGGACAGCUUUAUGGCUCAGGGGUUGGUCUAACAUGGGGCAGCUUUAUGGCUCAGGUGUUGGUCUAACAUGGGACAGCUUUAUGGCUCAGGGGUUGGUCUACCAUGGGACAGCUUUAUGGUCCAGGUGUUGGUCUAACAUGGACAGCUUUAUGGCUCAGGGGUUGGUCUAACAUGGGACAGCUUUAUGGCUCAGGGGUUGGUCUAGCAUGGGACAGCUUUAUGGCUCAGGUGUUGGUCUAACAUGGGACAGCUUUAUGGCUCAGGUGUUGGUCUAGCAUGGGACAGCUUUAUUGCUCAGGUGUUGGUCUAGCAUGGGACUAAUUCACUUCCCGCUAAUAUCUGUUAACAGGGUAGCGCAGCCCACCCAGUGCCGUUGGCGUAUAUCCGCCUACCGGAAAGACUACGUUAUCAGUUUGGAUUUUAUUGACGUGAACCUCACGGAGAACUCCCGCGACGGCACGUGCCUCGAGCUAGUGACAGUUUACGACGGUAAGUGAAACACUUAGUCUAUUUUUCAUGGUGACCCCGGGGUCUAUGGGUCUGUGUCGCACGGUGACCCCGGGUUUCAGCGGUCUAUGUCUCCUGAUGAACCCAGAGUCUAGGGGUCUAUGCCUCACACUGACCCCGUGGUCUAUGGGUCUGUGUCUCAUGGUUACCCCGGAGAUUGGGCGCCAUGGUCUCAUAGUGACUCCGGAGCUCAGGAUGCAAGUCUGGGGAAAAAAUGAAUGGCCUAAGACGCACAUCAGGUCAGUGUGGAGGAUGCUAUCCUGAGAUUGGGACAGCCUGGUCUAAACAUGGAUAAACUAUCCUAAGGUUGAGAAAACCUAGAGUAAACGUGGAUAAACUAUCCUGAAGUUGAGAAAACCUAGAGUAAACGUGGAUAAACUAUCCUGAGGUUAGGACAACCUUAGUGUAAACAUGGAUCAACUAUCCUGAGGUUAGGACAACCUUAGUGUAAACUUUAAACGUGGAUAAACUAUCCUGAGGUUGAGACAACCUAGUGUAAGCGUGGAGAAACUAUCCUGAAGUUGAGACAACCUUGUGUAAACGUGGAUAAACUAUCCUGAGGUUGAGACAGCCUACUUUAAACGUGGACAAACUAUCCUGAGGUUGAGACAGCCUACUUUAAACGUGGACAAACUAUCCUGAGGUUGAGACAACCUAGUGUAAACGGGGAUAAACUAUUCACUCUGUUAGGACAACCUUGUGUAAACGUGGAUAAACUAUCCUGAGGUUGGGACAACCUAGAUUAAACGUGGAUAAACUAUCCUGAGGUUGAGACAGCCUACUUUAAACGUGGAUAAACUAUCCUGAGUUUAGGACAAUCUAGUGAAAAUGUGGAUAAACUAUCCUGAAGUUGAGACAACCUGGAGUAAACGUGGAUAAACUAUUCACUUUGUUAGGAAAACAGACUGUAAACGUGGAUAAACUAUCCUGAGGUUAAGACAACCUAGUGUAAACAUGGAUAAGCUAUUCUUAGUUUAGGACAACCUAGUGUAAACGUUUAUAAAUGAUAAUCACGAUUAUGUAAACAAAAUCGUUUUUGUCUGGUUCUUUUUAUUUGUGGGUCUGUGUUCGUAUGUUUGUGUUUGUGGGUGUCUGUGGGUGGGUUGGUGGUUACAGAAUUAAAGCCAAUGUCUGUUAUUCCGAUCAACAUAUCACAUAGCAUUGCACGUGACAUUACAGAUGACAUUACACAUGACAUUACAGAUGACAUAACACAUGACAUUACAGAUGACUUACAGCUCAACACUAAUUUUUCCCAAACUUUUCUAUAACCCACCACCUCUUUGAAAUAUUGUACUAUUCUCACAUCCCUUCAAUCUAUUUGACUAUUCUCUAACCUAUACGAACUAUUUGACUAUUCUCAUACCCAUACACACUAUUUUACUAUUCUCACACCGAUACAAACUAUUUGACUGUUCUCACUCUACAUACGGGUAGUCUCGCAUCCCUAAAUAUAUAUAUAUAUAUAUAUGACAUAACACUAAAAGAGAGAAACGAUAUAAGUACGUUCGUAUUCCUAAAAACAAUCUUGGUUAUUUUUCUAUUAUUUUACGAAAAUCGAAUAAAUUUAAAUGCGCAACAAAUAUUUUAAAUCCGCUUUUAUUUUAUUAAAAGUUGGAGUUAUAUUAUUAUAAAUUACAAAUGCAUUUAAAGUAACAUAAGGAACAAUUUUAAGCAUUUUAUAUAUGUUUAAAAGUUAUGAAAAAAUAUUUAAAAAUUUAAAAAAUCAUGAUCAAAGAAUUACACCAUUAUCACAUUUAUCUGGAAACCCCACGAAUCAGUCGUUUUUGGUGCGUCCUUUAGUGCGUUGUUAAUAUUGCGAUAUAAAAUUAACAUUAAUUUGUUCUAAAUAAUCGCGCAAAUGACGUCAUAGCGCGAAUCGCCUAUUUCACCAAAACUCUUAGAUUUCUUUAAAUUUAAUAACAACGCGUGACAAAACUGGUAAUGUAUUUUCCCUUCCUAAAAAUAAAAUUAAUAGAUAAAAUUGAUUUUCUUUUUAAAUUGUUAAUAAAACACACACACACACACAUUUUUGCUUUGUAUAUUUUUAAUUUUAAAAAUGUAUGCCUUUUUUUAUUCCAAAAAUAUACUUUAUUAAAUUUAUAAAGCAAUAACAACUAACCUUUAAACAUAAUUCUAAUAAGAAAAUGCGCUUUAAGUCAAUCGUGCAGCGUAACUCCAUAGCCAAAUAGCAUUCACUAAUCCACUUAUAACUCGUACAAAUAAGAGCGAACCAUAUGAAGUGCAAGUGUAUACGUUUUUACGUGGAUGACAAUAUAUUUAAAUCCUAUGGUAUUACUUUUGUGAAAAAAGAGAUGUUAAAUUCUCUUUUUACAAAUAAACAUAUGUUUACCAAUUAAGAAAAUCAAUAGCGUUAACAAAUCUUGGGUACGUUUAUUUUAAGUAUAUCCAUGAAUAUCAAAACCCAAUCAUUUUACACAUUUGAAAUUUACAUGUUGACAAGUGAAGAUGGGUUAAUAUUUUCUUUUUUUUUAAUUAAAAUAUAUUUUUGUUGUUACUUUUCAAAAAGUAGAGAGGUGUGUAUUUUUAUGAGAUUAACAAUUUAUUUUUUUUAGAAGACAGUCAAAUCUUAUAGGCGUGAAAAACAGUUUCGAGAUUCUUCUUAGAUUAAAGAAUUCUUUGUUUUACGAUUUUCUAAUAGUGUAUAAUUUUUUUAAAAAGUCAAAAAUGUUUUUAAAUUUUUGAUGAAGAUAUCAAUAUGUAUCGAAUUCCUGUAAUUCAAAAUAUAUUUAUAUCAUAUAUAGAGUUUUUGUUGUAAAUUUAAGAUCAUUUUUUUUUUAAUUUUGAGAGAAAAAAGUUGUAAUUCAAGGGCACGAAAAGGGGUAAAUCUUAACUUUUUCUCUAGCUCAGUAAUUGUCCUUCAAUUAACUUCUUUAAUGACAAAAGUGAGAUAAUUGGUGAUAAUUUGGAUUGGGUAAUUUAAGGUCAUGUUUAGAGGGGAAAAAGUAGUUUUGAAACGUGAAAGGGAGUUAGGUAGGCGUAUAAUAUAUAGAAGAUAAAUACUUCUAAAAGGUUAAUGAUUUUAGAAACGGAAAUAUUAUUACAUUUUUAAAGAUAUGAAUUAGGACGAUUUUUUGCAAUAGCAGUUAAAAAUUAUCGCAAAGGACCUACCAUUAUUACCCCGAUAACAUCGGGUCAUUUAUUCUAGUACAAAGUAAUGAGCUAUUUUAACAUAAGAAAAGGUAUGGACUUCUAAAUAAUUCUUGAAUUGCAAAGAGAACCAUAUAACUUAGAGAGUACAAUCGCGCCUCAUUAAAAAUACAAGAAGGACAAUGCUAAUAAAUAAAUGUUUACAAAUUAAUACUAAUGUUUCCUCUGUUCUCUUAAUAUCUUUUCCUGUCACCCACAUCGCAACCCGAGUUGGGGGAAACUUGUCUAAUCCGUCACAGCAACAUCUCCAACGACUUGUAUGUCACUUUGACAUUUAAUAGAAAGUCCCAAGUUAACCUGGCUCCUGGAGUUGUCCCACCCAUCCCCUGCACCUUCUGCACAAAAACAUGUCGUGUCAGAAUCGGCCCGAUCGGCCUUUUGCGCACCCAAAGACCGAUUCAGUCCCCAGCACCAAGGAGAUGUUAAAUGGACACGUUCGCAUUUUGACGGGACGAACUAACACACCGAUGAACACUCAUAGUUAUAACCACAUUACCAACACCUCAUAUGUCGCCACGAAAUUAUGAAUGCUCAUAUUAUCGCAUAGCCUAUCUCAAGUUGUUUGUUCGGCCAUUCAAACAAAAUCUCUAUUCAUCUCGACCGAUCGAAGUCUGGCCUCGAUCGAUUAUCGUUUUCUGCCUCAAUCGAUAGCUUACCUCUAGCUAUCACUCUUGUUGUCAGCCACCAAGAAUAUUCGAUCAUUUUCCAUAUUGACUGUCUACUCUGCUGGUCAAACCAAAACAACAUGGCUGCAAAUAACAACAUUGCUGCCAGAAACAACAUGGCUGCCAGACAUAAACCGUACCACAACACAAAAGAGCUCACUUAAGUUCUUAUUAUGUACAAACCUUUGCAUUAUGGGGGGGGGGGAAUUUUAUAUUGCGUUAUCUUUUUUAUAUUGGGGAUCUUUGCUUUAAUGGGGCUCUUUUCUUUGUAUGGGAGAUCUUCACUUCACAUUGGGAUCUUUGCUUUAUGUCGAGAUCUUUUGCUGCCAGAAACAACAUGGCUGCCAGACAUAAACCGUACCACAACACAAAAGAACUCACUUAAGUUCUUAUUAUGUACAAACCUUUGCAUUAUGGGGGGGGGGGGAAGUUUAUAUGGCGUUAUCUUUUUUAUAUUGGGGAUCUUUGCUUUAAUGGGGAUCUUUUCUUUGUAUGGGAGAUCUUCACUUCACAUUGGGAUCUUUGCUUUAUGUCGAGAUCUUUCUUCAUAUUGGAGAUCUUGGCUGUAUGUGGCGAUCUGUUCACAACGCAUGGGCAAACCUGGGCCUCCAAUGAUUUUCCUAACAUCACUUAAGUAGGUUAGAGUGAAAUGUGUGUGUGUGUGGGGGGGGGGCAGGGGGAGGGGGGCCUCAGUCAUUAAACUUUCUCAGAUUUUGUUAAUACGGCCCUUAUCCCGGUACAGUUCGUAUGUAGAUGUCCAUCUGUGGUGUGCGUCAUGGUCAUAAUUAUGUCACCAUGUUUGGUAGACGUCAAAGACAAGGGUAGUUCGGAUAAUCAGCGUGCGGAAAAUCGAAACUUUAUUGCAGUUUUUAUUCUAUUGCUUUCCCGGACGUGUCCCCUUCAUCAUUCCCUUCAUUGUUCCUUCAUCGUUUCAUUCAUUGUUCCCUUCAUCGUUCCAUUCAUGGUUCCCUUCAUCGUUCCAUUCAUGGUUCCCUUCAUCGCUCAAUUCAUUGUUUCCUUCACCAUUCCCUUCAUCGCUCCUUCAUUGUUCCAUUCAUUGUUCCCUUCAUUGUUCCAUUCAUUGUUCCCUUCAUCGUUCCAUUCAACACUACCUUCACCAUUCCCUUCAUCGCUCCUUCAUUGUUCCAUUCAUUGUUCCCUUCAUCGUUCCAUUCAACACUACCUUCAUCAUUCCCUUCAUCGUUCCAUCAAAGUUCCCUUCAUUGUUCCAUCACCAUUCCCUUCAUUGUUCCCUUCAUCGUUCCAUCAUCAUUCCCUUCACCAGCCCCUUCAUUGCUCGCCUCACUGGUCCGUUCAUUGCUUCAUUUCAUCUGGGGUAUAUGGCUGUCUCCGAUCAUAACAGUACAAUUACACUUACACCGACAGGAUCUGACGUCACGGAUAACGUGCUGACGACAUUCUGCGGCCAGGAGGAUCCCUCCUUUGUAUCGUCGUCACGUGACACCCUGGUGGUCUUCAGCUCCAACGAGACGCUUGUGGCCGGCGGGAGAUUCAGGUUGAGGUACAAGGCCGUCAAAGACCGUGCUAAUAAUGAUGGUGAGGGUUUGUUUUUUUAAUUAAUAAAUAAUAUUAUUAUCAGAGGUAAAGUCAUUGGGGGGAAAAGUGGGGGGGGGGGUGUGUUCUCACCCCAAAAUUCCUGCCCCCUUCCGAAAAGAAUUUGUAUAUACUCCUUAGCCGCCGAAAUAAAGGACAGGCACGCCGAUCUCAUAGUAGAGGAGUUAAAUUGAAAUAUUUUAAUGUUACAUUUGAAAUCAAACUUCCUGGACUCGUGCUAAAUGGUGCGCGCCUUGCAAACGCACCAGGCGCAUUUUUUAAUUUUUUUUAUAUUUUUUUCGGUAUGAAUUUCAUUUAGCACACUUAUCGUGAAUUUCAUUUAGCACACUUAUCGUGAAUUUCAUUUAGCACACUUAUCGUGAAUUUCAUUUAGCACACUUAUCGUGAAUUUCAUUUAGCACACUUAUCGUGAAUUUCAUUUAGCACACUUAUCGUGAAUUUCAUUUAGCACACUUAUCGUGAAUUUCAUUUAGCACACUUAUCGUGAAUUUCAUUUAGCACACUUAUCGUGAAUUUCAUUUAGCACACUUAUCGUGAAUUUCAUUUAGCACACUUAUCGUGAAUUUCAUUUAGCACACUUAUCGUGAAUUUCAUUUAGCACACUUAUCGUGAAUUUCAUUUAGCACACUUAUCGUGAAUUUCAUUUAGCACACUUAUCGUGAAUUUCAUUUAGCACAUUUAUCGUGAAUUUCAUUUAGCACACUUAUCGUGAAUUUCAUUUAGCACACUUAUCGUGAAUUUCAUUUAGCACACUUAUCGUGAAUUUCAUUUAGCACACUUAUCGUGAAUUUCAUUUAGCACACUUAUCGUGAAUUUUAUUUAGCACACUUAUCGUGAAUUUCAUUUAGCACACUUAUCGUGAAUUUUAUUUAGCACACUUAUCGUGAAUUUCAUUUAGCACACUUAUCGUGAAUUUCAUUUAGCACACUUAUCGUGAAUUUCAUUUAGCACACUUAUCGUGAAUUUUAUUUUGUGAAAUCAGUGACAUCAUAUUUCUUUCAUCUUCCCUUGCUAAACAGGAAAAACUGAUUUUUUGUAGAUUUUGGGCUGAAAAUUUAAUAUUUCCUUUUGUGUUUUUCUUCCUCAAUAAUACUCAGAAGUAGCAGUGUUACAGUAAUAUUUCGUCCAGCGUCUUUUCAGCAUGUGUGUGACGUAUACUCUUCCCUCCUCACACACACUUUUUUUGCCCAGCUACUGCAGUGGUACCUCAAUAAUUUUUUUAAAUUUCCGGCGCCUAUGCCAAAUAGAAAAUAAAUAAACAAAAUAAAAUAAUGAGUUGGGUAAAAAUCAUGUAACUGCGAACAGUCGUUACUCCAGUGUUAUCAUCUAGUAACUGCGAACAGUCGUUACUCCAGUGUUAUCAUCUAGUAACUGCAAACUGUAGUUACUCCAGUGUUAUCAUCUAGUAACAGCAAACAGUAGUUACUCCAGUGCUAUCACCACUGUCGCUAGAUGUCACAUUGGAUUAACAAGGGACAUAAAAUUAUGAAACGUGUAACAUUUCGCAGCGCCCGUGUGAGAAAGCCGAAGCAAUCCAGGACGGAGCCGUGAUGAGACAACCCCAGACAGGGCCAUGAUGAGACAACCUAGGACAGGUCCAUGCCGAGACAACCCAGGACAGAGCCAUGAUGAGACAACCCCGGAAGGGCCAUGAUGAGACAACCUAGGACAGGUCCAUGAUGAGACAACCUAGGACAGGGCCAUGCCGAGACAACCCAGGACAGAGCCAUGACGAGACAACCCAGGACAGGGCCAUGAUGAGACAACCCAGGACAGGGCAAUGAUUAGACAACCCAGGACAGAGCCAUAAUGAGACAACUCAGGACAGGGUUAUGAUGAGACAACCCAGGACAAGGCCAUGAUGAGACAACCCAGGACGGAGCCAUGCCGAGACAACCCAGGGCAGAGCAAUGAUGAGACAACCUAGGACAGGGCAUUGAUGAGACAACCCAGGACAGGGCCAUGCCGAGACAACCCAGAACAGAGCCAUGAUGAGACAACCUGGGACAGGGCCAUGAUGAGACAACCUAGGACAGGGUCAUGCCAAGACAACCCAGGACAGAGCCUUGAUGAGACAACCCAGGACAGGUCCAUGCCGAGACAACCCAGGACAAGGCAAUGCAGAGACAACCCAGGACAGAGCCAUAAUGAGACAACUCAGGACAGGGUUAUGAUGAGACAACCCAGGACAAGGCCAUGAUGAGACAACCCAGGACGGAGCCAUGCCGAGACAACCCAGGGCAGGGUUUGGGCGAAGACAGACAAUGGUGCCACUUAAAGUAUAGCAAAAAUGCCCCUGUCAGGCCCAGACCAGUAAAAAGACGAUUUUUUGCGCCCCUUAUCUUUCUGAAUUAUAUUUUUAUAUGUUAACUGUCCAUUAACAUAUUAUCUAAAUACGAUUUUGACACCCAUGAUGUUAACUGUCCAUUAACAUAUUAUCUAAAUACGAUUUUGGCCCCCAUGAUGUUAACUGUCUAUUAACAUCUUAUCUAAAAACGAUUUUGGCACCCAUGAUGUUAAGUCUCUAUUAACAUCUUAUCUAAAUACGAUUUUGACACCCAUGAUGUUAAGUCUCUAUUAACACCUUAUCUAAAUACGAUUUGGCACCCAUGAUGUUAAGUCUCUAUUAACAUCUUAUCUAAAUACGAUUUUGACACCCCAUGAUGUUAAGUCUCUAUUAACAUCUUAUCUAAAUACGAUUUUGACACCCAUGAUGUUAAGUCUCUAUUAACUUAUCUAAAUACGAUUUUGGCACCCAUGGUGUUAACUGUCUGUUAACAUCUUAUCUAAAUACGAUUUUGACACCCAUGAUGUUGGCACCCGGUGGGACUGCCCUCAUUGCCCCUUUAUCACGGGUCUGUCCGAGGGCCGUGUUGUACCUUGAGCGACGUGCCAUAUAUUAUGGGAACGGAACCACUGGCCUGUAGGUGGGGGUGGGGGUUGUCGAAAGCUUCUUGUAAGUACGCACUGUGGAGGAGAGUUCCAAAAAGAGCGCGUGCAUCAGAGGGCAGGGUACGGUAGAGAAUGUGACGUUUUGCGCGUAAGUACCUAAUGGAUGACUUCUUACUCCACACAUUGUUACAAACGUUGGUCAUUAUACUGAUUGAUCCAAUGUUUUAUAGUAGUGCAUUUGAGCAGCCGAGAAGCGUAACUGACAAUCGUCUCUAAUCGAACCCCCUCCAACCCCCCCCUCCCCCCACAUGCACACAGCAAUACAAUAUUAUUAUGCAUAUGACAGUUUAAGGAAGACAAUAUACUUUGGUCCUUUGCUACGUCUGGCCUUUUGAGUGACGUCAUUAUUUUUUGUCAUUAAGAUGUCCUCGAUGGCGGGAAAGUUCAUUUCCAUUUUUAAACGGAAAACCCCAUUUUGUUGAUUCGACGAAUUCUUCUUCUUGCGCUUGUUUCAGACUCCAGUCAAAUUCUCCGCAUCGCUUUCGGGGGCUUCAUCGGCGCCAUUGCAUUUAUUCUCAUUUGCAGUGGCGCCAUCCGGAAAUACAAUAAAGGAAGGCCGCACAGUUCAGUCUUUGCCUUCUUUGGGCGCCACCGCGUCAACUCCAGCGCCCAGCCUGCUGGGAACGGGCGAGGGGCAAUGGAGGCGCGAGGCACAACUCCUGGGGCGCUGCAGGGGCCCAGGGGUCAGGAGAGGUUAUCUUUCAGGAAAAGACUUUCAGAUUUUUUUCAGGUUGGUUUAUUUGUCAGAUUUAAUUGUUUAAUUAAGCGUUGUUUCAAGUUAUUGCAAAAAGAUGUUGGCUUGCAAUGAGAUGUUGGCUUGCAAUGAGAUGUUGGCUUGCAGCCCAUGUUGGGGCAUGGCCUGCUCCACCACAUAAAUUCGGAUCGAUCCAUGGCUUUCGCCUCCAUGCGCGAACCCCCAACUGGCAUAAAUCCGUGUCUACAUCUUCGAUCCAUCUCAGUCUUGGACGACCGGUGAGCCGUCUUCCCCAAGGCUUCUGCCUGUAGGUCGCUUUUGAUGAAUGAGAUGUUGGCUUGCAAUGAGACGUUGGCUUGCAACGAGAUGUUGGCUUGUAAUAAGAUGGUAAUAAGGAAAGAGAGUCUGCAAUCAGGUUAGCACAAUAUGAAAUUAGUAAAACAAAGUAAGGUCAAACCCGAAAAAAAGGAACGCAACAAAACAACAAACGUGUCGGCAGGAAGCCUUCAUCCGCGAACAAAACAGAAAAAACAGAAUAAAAUUUUAAAAUAGCACUUAGCUUAAUAUAGAAGUAGUAUCCAAGAGCGCAGCAAAUGAAUUGUGGCUUGCAAUGAGUGUUGGCUUGCAACGAGAUUUUGGCUUGCAACGAGAUGUUGGCAUGGAUCUACUCUUUAGAAUUAUUGUUGAUUAUUUGUUAAAUCUGUAUCCAUACUAUCAAUCUGAUUGGUGCAGUUAAGUUUCCAUGGGCCAUGUUUAUUGAAAGUACAGUUUGGAAAAGAAAAGCAUCAGUUAGAUCUGAGUUUAAGAAAGUGGCGAGGCGAGUCAAAGUCCUCCAUGGGCUGUAGCGCCGUAAGGAUGGACGGAUUUAUAAAUAAGGGGCAACAGGAAACAAAGACAAUCAAACAUAACUCUUAUUUCUCUGGGGAUAGUAGGCCAGAGUUAAUGGUACCUGAAUAAGGUUUUUGAAUACAUUUAAUACAAUUUCAUUCUCUUAAAUCAAUUAAUGAAGUUUCAUUUUUCUUGACAAACUUAACAAUUUGUUUUAAAAUACCUAGUCUUUAUUCACACCAAUUACAGGACAUGGUUAUGAAGCUCUCGCCCAGACGUUUAGACAUCGAAUCUUCAACCUCGGAUUCCAGCGACUACAGCAGCAGUCUGCACCCCCAGACCGGACCCCGACGCAACAACCGCUUCGGUCGGAGAUCGACGAGCUUGACCAGCUGCACGGACGCCACACACAUUUCUCAGGCCAGGAGCAGCAGCAGCAAUAACGAUUCGGACUUUGACCCCAGCAGCAUGUCCCAUAUUCAUCUAGACGGCCAUGAGAAUUUCGGCUAUCAGUCCAUCCCCGUCAGCAGCUUCACCUCGGACCCGGCAGCCGUGAAGCCACCCACCUACGAGGACUGCAUCAACACCGUGAACCCGCUUCACCUACACCACCACAGCGUACAGGCUUUUUACAACAGAGCCUUUGAUCUAAAGGACGAGGGCUGCCCCGAUAUGUUCAGCCCCCCACCACCCUACUCAGAGAUCAUCCCGGACAACCCCACGCACCCCAGCGCGAUAUUGCCUCAUGGUCAGGCCGUGGGUGAGUGCCCGGGAAUCGACCAGCAGCUCGAACGCGUGGCAUCCGGCGGGGGAACCAACGGCUCACAUAUGUACCCGGAUUACAGAUGCCAUUCACAGCAUCCACUGAAUAUAGGAAUCGGGAACUCCCUAACCCCGGUGUCCAUCCUGCAAAGCUCUGAUGCACUGACUGCCCCUGAGGGUGUCAGAAAGCCUGAAGCAGAAAGUAAAAUUUUGGAUGUGCUGGAAGCCAGUCCAUCGCCAGAGGGCGCUGUCCAACCUAACCACUUGUCAGCUUCGAACCCACACCAACCAACUGCUGAAGGCCUCGUCGCAGCCAAUCCCACUACUGCGCCACUGGCCCUACUUCGCCGGUCUGGUUUCAUCUCGACUUUGCCAGGAGAACCGCACACAAUUUUUGGCUCGGCCCCGGAACCUGAUCACAGACAAAAACCGUGCCCCAAAGGAACCAGGGCUGACAGAAAGAGCUGGACGCUAAAGCCACCCGACGAUUUGUUUUCUGAGCUGGCCACUGCCCAGUGUAGUGAUACUGACCAGUUGUUUGUUAAUGACUCAUUUUUCCAUGGAGCGCCUUGCUGUGACGACAUGGAGGUCGUUUCUUCUGUCAGUGCUAGCAAUAGAAUCCAAUCAACUGAAGACAGCACACAAGCUCCAGAAGCUGACUCAGACAGGCAAACAAAUUUUGAGACACCAGAUGGGAACAACGACAGCACAGGUCAAAGGUUGAAUAUUGAUGGACUGGAUGAUGUAGGUGAAGGUCACAAUGCAUGAGAUCUUUUUUUUUUCUUUUGAGUAUUAUAUUGAAAAUUUUAAUAUAUAUUUUCUCCGAUCAUCAAACUGUGUUUACAUAUUACAUAUUACCAGUACCUGUUGCUAAAACAUUUAUAUUGUCAGAUAAAUUGUGCAGAAUAUUUUUGUCUUCUCUGCAAAAAAUUUUGCUAAAACGAUUAACCCUUACUAUGCCAUUGUGCUGUGAUAAUCAUGUACCGUACCGUUUUGAAUGCACAAUUUUUCCCGUUAAUAUUAUUAUUAUUAGUAAUUUUAGAUGAUGAUUGCAUGAGUAAUUCGAGACAGCUUUAAAAACUAUAAGGACAAAUACAAUGAUCACAUUGAAAGUGAUUUGACAGUGCUUCAUGUCCUCCCUACUCAACUCUCUACACUGAUUGACCCAGAUGUGCUAGGCAACUCUGAAGUUGUUUUUCUUCUUUCAACUUACUUGAUGCUGAUUCACGUUUACCUUAUCAUGUUUCUAAGUAAAUAUUUUCUGCAUCAGAAUUGAAAAGUAAUCUGAUUAGUGGGCAUCCUAAAGAGAUGAAAGUUAAUUUCAAAGUUUGAAUGUUCUGCACAUCGAUGAUUAAAGACACAGAAGGUAAAUCUAGAUAAGGUAACUAUGUUUUGUUUUCAUUUUUAUAGGAAAGGAAUUUUUUUUAAUGAACCAUCAAAAAAUUAAUUUGAAAAAGAAAAAAUUAACAAUUGAUGCUGGCUGAAAAAAACAAUUGACGCUGAAAAAAAGUUAACAAUUGAUAGUGGUUGAAAAAAAGUUAACCAUUGAUACUGGCUGAAAAGAAAAAGUUAACUGAUAGUAGCUGAAAAAAAAGUUAACAAUUGAUACUGGCUAUAAAAAUAAUCAAAUGGAUGGCAACUGUGAUGAAAUUAGGAGCUCUUCAGCUAAAAUUUUUGAAUAAUUUAAUAUUGUGCACUGUCCUAACUUACAUCAAGUGUUGUGUUUCAAAUUUCUGAUUUAAAUGAAAUCAUGAAAAUAAUUUUUUUAAAUGUAUACUGGUAAAGUACCGAUACCGCACCCAUGAAUUCAUAAAGCAAAUUCAUGGCACAUAUUUUAAAUUAACUUAAGUUGCCACAUAAUUGUUAAUGAUUUUUUUUUUUUCAUUUUCAAUUUUUUAUAAAACAAAGAGUCCUGA
This is a messenger RNA of Lymnaea stagnalis (great pond snail), 15563 nucleotides long. The record is from the annotation of a GenBank genome assembly. NCBI's taxonomy places the organism in Eukaryota, Metazoa, Mollusca, Gastropoda, Lymnaeidae.